Recurvomyces mirabilis is the source of this 759-nucleotide messenger RNA. RefSeq lists its product as uncharacterized. Gene Ontology annotation, molecular function: catalytic activity. The transcript is spliced from 2 exons. NCBI's taxonomy places the organism in Eukaryota, Fungi, Ascomycota, Dothideomycetes, Mycosphaerellales, Teratosphaeriaceae. Bases 1 to 759 code for a protein of 252 amino acids. The record is from RefSeq and is a predicted model, not a curated record.
AUGGGCCUCAUGCAUAUUACUGGCCACCGCGACGGCCCACCAGCCAAAGUCGGCGUUGCAAUCACAGAUCUGACCACAGGCCUUUACACCUCCAACUCAAUCAUGGCGUCCCUACUCAGCCGAGCCAAAACAGGCCGAGGUCAACAUCUCGACGUCUGUCUAGCAGAUUGCCAAAUCGCUUCCUUGGCAAAUAUAGCAAGUUCAUGUCUCAUCAGCGGCAAACCUGACUCCGGACGUUGGGGCACUGCUCAUCCCUCGAUAGUGCCAUACAAGGGCUUCAAGACCAAGGACGGAGAUGUCAUGCUUGGUGGUGGCAACGAUAGAUUAUACGGUGUCAUGUGCGACAAGCUUGGGAAACCCGAGUGGGUCAAGGACCCGAGAUUCUUGACUAACGCUGAUCGUGUGAAGAAUCGAGAUGUGAUGGAGGAAUUGGUCGAGGGCGUGACGAGAACGAAGACGACGCAGGAAUGGCUGGAGAUUCUGGAGGGGAGCGGGAUGCCGUAUGCUGCUAUCAAUGAUGUCAAGGCUACGCUGGAGCAUGAGCAUACCAAAGCACGAGGCAUGGUGACAGAAGUCGACCAUCCAUCCUGCGGGCCUCUGAAGCUGCUCAGUCCGCCAGUCAAAUACUCCGAGUCGAAGCCAAGCAUCCGAUCUGCGCCACCAACUCUUGGCCAGCACACACAGGAAGUGUUGUCAGAAAUGCUCGGCAUGAGCGGUGCGGAUAUUGAGGCUCUGAAGCAAGAAGGAGUCGUCGCAUGA